UGGCGGGAGGGGGCCAGGACGUACGGCAGCGCGAGGCGCGGAGCGAGACGCGCACGCCCCAGCCCCCGCCCCCCUGCGCGGCAGGGAACGGCGGAGGCGGUGCCGGGGCGGGGAGUGCCCCCCGGGCAGGGGAGGCCGGGCCGGGUGGCAGCUGCGAGCCGUGGGGCGCCGGGCGGGGCGGGCGCUGAGGAGGCGGCCGAAGGCGCGGAGGCAGCCGGUGGCCGCGCAGCCCGCCCCGGCGUGCCCAAGCGGCGCGGCCCCGAGGCGAUGGAGCAGGAGAAGUACCUGCCCGAGCUGAUGGCCGAGAAGGACAGCCUGGAUCCCUCCUUUGUGCACGCCAUGCGCCUCCUGGCCGACGAAAUUGAAAAAUUUCAGGGAUCUGAAGGCAAGAAGGAAGAUGAAGAAAAGAAAUACCUUGAUGUUAUCAGCAACAAGAACAUAAAGUUGUCAGAGAGAGUUCUGAUCCCUGUCAAACAAUAUCCAAAGUUCAAUUUUGUUGGGAAAUUGCUUGGACCAAGAGGAAACUCCUUGAAGAGGUUACAAGAAGAAACAGGUGCAAAAAUGUCUAUCCUGGGAAAAGGCUCCAUGAGGGAUAAAGCUAAGGAGGAAGAACUGAGGAAAAGUGGAGAAGCUAAAUAUGCGCACUUGAGUGAUGAGCUUCAUGUAUUAAUUGAAGUGUUUGCUCCACCUGGGGAAGCAUAUUCUCGUAUGAGUCAUGCCUUGGAAGAAAUAAAGAAAUUCCUCGUUCCUGAUUAUAAUGAUGAAAUUCGUCAAGAGCAACUGAGAGAGCUGUCAUAUUUGAAUGGCUCUGAAGAUUCGGCACGUGGACGGGGUAUUCGAGGAAGAGGGAUCCGUGUGCCACCUGCAGCUCCUUCAAGGGGCCGUGGGGGUGCGAUUCCUCCGCCCCUCCCUGGACGAGGUGCCCAAGCCCCCAGAGGAGCACCAGUGACUCGUGGAGCCCUCCCCGUCCCACCUGUAGCAAGAGGUGUUCCCACACCUCGAGCAAGGGGGGCCCCAGCAGUCCCAGGCUACAGACCACCCCCACCACCUGCACAUGAGGCAUAUGAAGAAUAUGGAUAUGAUGAUGGAUAUGGGGGUGAAUAUGAUGAUCCAAGCUAUGAGACAUAUGAUAACAGUUAUGCCACCCAAACACAAAGUGUGCCUGAAUAUUAUGACUACGGUCACGGAACAAGUGAAGAGGCAUAUGACAGCUACGCACAAGAAGAAUGGGCCACAACCCGUUCCAGCCUAAAGGCACCUCCUCCAAGGUCAGCCCGAGGGGCUUACAGGGAACACCCCUAUGGUAGAUAUUGAAGGUCCACCUCAUCUGUGACCUCAUCUCAAAGACAAUUAAUAGCCUGUGGUCUCCGCAUAAACAGCAACAAGACAAGUAAUAGUCAAUUUCUUUUCUAUCCUAGGGAUUAUUGCUCAUUAUUAUCCUAUGUACUACUUGUAUUUCCUAUAACAUUGGAGUGACAUUGGCAUUAGUAUUAUUUUAUAACACAGACUUAAAAAAAAAAAAAAAAAAAAAAACAUAAACAAAAAACCUUUGGCAAGCAUUGUCUAUAAACCAUUCAAAAAUAAUGUUCUGUUGGUUGUAUUCAUUGCUGUGUGUAACUUUAAAGGCAUGAACCUGUUACAGAUCUUGAGUCUCUCUACAUACUAGCUAAGGCUGAGUUUUUGUUUAGGGUUGCUGAAAGACUGUAAUAUGAUUCUUUUUUUUUUUUCCUUCUUUUCAUUUGAGCCAUACAAUAAUCAAGUUGUAGAUAAGAUGUUUUAACCUGUCUUUUUUAAUAUAUGUUAGUUUAGAUUAAGAUGUUCGAUAUUAAGUUUGUAAAUUUAAUUUUAAAUGCUGUUUUAAUGGGGUUGAAAACAAGCAGCUACUGUAUGUAUGUAGCUAACUGAAUUUGUUCAGUGUUUUAACCUGUAUUUGUUAAAAAAAAAAACAAUCACAUAAAGUUCCAUGUGUAAGCUUCUCUAAAUAGGAAACCAUAAUUUUGUCAAAUAUGUUUGCCAUAAUUUGUCAAUAAAGCUGAAACCUUUUGUAACAAACUAAAUUUGGAAUUGUUUUCUAGCUUUAAAUGCCUGCUUUAUUUCUUUUUCAAGAGAUGCCUAAAAUGUUUUUUAUAUAAAAAUUACAAAAAUGAUCCCAAGCUUGUUUUAAGAUUUUUUUGUGUAAGACUUUAAAAGUUGUAUUAAUAACUUCUGGUUGUUAAAUAAUUUAAAAGUUAACAAACUAAACUGUUACAUGAAUCAUGGUUAGUAUCCACUAAUGUAUAACAUGUUAAUGGAAAAAAAUGCUUUAGAACAAUAAAUGGAUUUUAAACUAUC
Molecule: messenger RNA, 2331 nt
Organism: Coturnix japonica (Japanese quail)
Lineage: Eukaryota; Metazoa; Chordata; Aves; Galliformes; Phasianidae
Gene: KHDRBS2
Product: KH RNA binding domain containing, signal transduction associated 2
Biological process (GO): regulation of alternative mRNA splicing, via spliceosome
Cellular component (GO): nucleus
Molecular function (GO): poly(A) binding; mRNA binding
Source: RefSeq, a predicted model, not a curated record